AUGCUUUGCCAAGCGCUUAUUGACCAACUCACGGGCGCCGGAGAAGCUAGUCUGCAGGGUAUGAUAAACACGCUGACAAGCCAGACAUACUCCCUACCUGGUUCUGAGAACGACUUGGAGUUCAAAGGUGUUGCUCAGAGCGGCAGCGAAAUACUCUUGAAUCUGAGCCAGCAGGCAGACCAGAGAGCCUACAGCGUUCAGGGCUUGGCAGCCCUUAUCGCCUCGCAAGGAAGCAAGAUCCAGGCUACGAAACAAGGGAUUGAUGCCGUCGUGGAGAAGUUUGGAUUGUAUGAUGGCGACAAUUAUAUCGGUACACUUGAUGAGACAUUUUCGAUGAUUCAAACAGUUCUCAACAAUAGCGUUGAGGCAGCUCAGGCUGCCAAGGAUAAUUGGAACCGUAAUAUGAUGGAAACCAACACUUCUGCUUCUUAUAUCUGGAUCCCCGUUGCUGGCUGGAUCUCCGGAUCGAACGCCAUCAUUGCGAAACAGAAUGAUGUCAGAAUGGCAUGGGCUGAGUACGAAGCACACAUCGCCAAGAAGAGCACUGAUACAAACAAGACAGCUUAUGCGCUCGUUGGUGCAGUGAAUCUGCUAUCCAUGCAGAAUAGGCUCAUCUGCGAUAGCCUGCAGAGCGUCGGCGUGGCCUUGCAAGAGAUUCAGUCAACCUUUGCGGCGAUUGGCAAUAACCUGGGCCAAGCUGCUACUCUGAUGGCGGCUGCGGAUGCAUCUGUUAGAAUUUCUUUGAUUGCGAAUCAACAAGCUAUUCAAGCGGGAAUCAUCAAGGCUGCGAAGGAAAUCCAGGAUACUUUGUCUGCGGUCAAAGCGCUUGUCACAAUUGAUUCGAAUAUUCAGACGACUGGGAUCACUGCGGACAUAGCCGCGCCCAGCAUCUUUUCAGAAAAUCCCAAUUAA
Messenger RNA from Fusarium musae, 912 nucleotides. RefSeq lists its product as uncharacterized. Bases 1 to 912 code for a protein of 303 amino acids. The transcript has 3 exons. NCBI's taxonomy places the organism in Eukaryota, Fungi, Ascomycota, Sordariomycetes, Hypocreales, Nectriaceae. The record is from RefSeq and is a predicted model, not a curated record.